UACUGAAUAAAAACUCAAAAGAUCUUGUGGUGAAAAGUAGGAUUAAAAUUUCGAUUCAAGAAGGUUUAAAAGGUAUGCAAAUUAUAAGUAAUGAUUUAAGAUUCAGGAUACAGUAAACCACAUUUGCAAUUUUUAAUUUACAAAAUAUGCAAAGUUUAUAAAAAAUUUAGAUUUGACCUUUCUCUAUUUGUAUUCAUGUUGCUUUGUAAAAAAUUAAUAAUCAGUUAUUUAUUAAAAUUUCGAUUUAAAAAAUAGAGACUUUAGGAUACAAAAUACUUUAGAAAAUUUCUUUAUUAUUAUUUUUGACAAAGUUAUACUCUCCUUAAAAGAGUAACCGAAAAAGGCCAAAUUUUGCAGCCUAUCGUGGUAAAUUCAAAUUCGUGGUAAAAUGGGCAAUUUCUCCGGUUACUCUUGUCUGUUUAUGAGAAGCAGAAUAAAUGAUACUUUAAUUUUGUUAUUAUGCAUGUACUUGCAUUUCUUUUAGAGGAUAUCUGGAAGAUUUUAUUUAAUUUAAGUAACCAGUAUUAUCCUAUUUUUAAAGUAUGGGCUUUUUUUAUAACUAUGGUAUCUAUUCGUCAUCCCAAUGAUCUGGAGAUAAUACUUAACAAUACAAAACACAUUGACAAAGGUAUAAUUUAUGACAAAUUAAGUCCUUGGCUUGGUACGGGUCUCCUUCUCAGUACAGGCUCCAAAUGGCAAUCACGGCGAAAGCUAUUAACUCCCACAUUUCAUUUUAAUAUAUUAAAGCAAUUUAUUAAGAUUUUAGUCGAAGAAAGCGAGAGCAUGACAAAGUCUUUGAAGAAUGCAGGAGGUGUCAUUACAAAAGAUUUAAUACCAUUUAUUAGUGAACAUACAUUGAAUAUAAUAUGUGAAACAGCCAUGGGGACUUCUCUGCAAGGAAUGGGUUCAGUUCAGCAGCAAUAUCGAAAAGCGGUUCACCGAAUGGGUGAGCUUAUUGUUUAUAGGUUAACGAGACCAUGGUUAUAUAACGAUUGGAUAUUCUUGUUAACGCCAAAAGGCAGAGAACAAAGAAAGAUUUUGAAGAUAUUGCACGGAUUUACUAAGAAAAUUAUUGCAGAAAGGAAAGUUUAUCAUAAACAUCAUGGAAAAUAUUUGAGGAAUCUUAGCGAAGGGACAGUUGAUGCAAAAACUAUUAGAAUGGAGAAGAAACAGCUUGCUAUAUUGGACCUUUUAAUAUUGGCAUCUGAAGAAGGUCUUCUAACUGAUUCCGAUAUAAGAGAGGAAGUCGACGUUUUUAUUCUUGGGGGUUACGAUACUACAUCAGUAGCUAUAUCCUUUACUUUAUCACUCCUGGCCGAACAUAAAGAUAUUCAGGAUUGUGUCAGAAAGGAAGUCGAUGCUAUUAUGCAAGAAAGUCAAGGAAAACUUACCAUGAAAUCGUUACAAGAUCUACAAUAUUUAGAGAGAUGUAUAAAAGAAUCAUUACGUUUAUAUCCAAGUCUUUAUUUUAUAGCACGAGUUACUUCGGAAAAGAUACAAUUAAAUUCAUAUUUAAUACCUGCCAAAACAGUAAUACAUCUUAACAUACGUGAUGUUCAUAGAGAUCCUAAUUUUUGGCCAAAUCCAGAAAUAUUUGAUCCAGAUAGAUUUUUACCUGAAAAUUCCCGAAAUCGUCAUCCUUAUUCUUAUAUACCAUUCAGUGCUGGACCACGUAAUUGCCUUGGUCAACGAUUUGCUUUGCUAGAAAUGAAAGCAAUGAUAGCCUUUUUGAUUCACAAUUUCUAUUUGGAACCCGAAGAUUAUUUAAAGGACUUACGAAUGGAAGUUGAUUUAUUGCUUCACCCUAUACAUCCGCAUCGUAUAAAAUUUGUUCCAAUCGCCAAAAAGUGAACAUAAGUAUUUAAAAACAAUUUAAAUUCCAAGAAAUGACAAUUGCAUUGUGUGAAAAAAUGAAGAAAAUUGACAUGCAUAUAAAUGCAUUUAUAAAUACACAUUAAUAAUUAAAAUAAUAUAUAUGUAUAUGUGCAUAUAUAUCAUGUAAAUGUGUACUGUAACUAACUGAAAAUAAGAGUAGAUAAUAGUAUAUCUAAGAUCUGUCUAAAUUCAUUAAAUAAAAUAUUUUAGUUUAUAUUUGUUUAAUUAUUAUAAAUUCUUUCAAAAAUGAAAUUAUGGGCGAUAAUCGAGUCUUAAAUAUAAGUAUUUAAGAUCAUCUUAAGAUCUCUAAGUACUGUCUUAAGAUGUCAUAAACCAAUUACAGAUUAGCAUCUUAAAUAGUUUACUUUGUUGUAGUAUACUAUUGAAAAAAUGUCAUUUACUAUGCUCCAUUUUUAUGCGUUAUAAAAGAGAUUAUAUAUAAUAAAUGUUUUUAAAACAAUAAUUUUGCAACUGUUAGAUUAUGUCCACAAAUGCAAGAGCUUUGACAACAAAUUCAAUAAGAAAUUUACUUAUUUACAACAUUAAUACAUUUGAUUUCCAUUCUUAAAACUAAGUGUAACACCUAUAAUAAAUCUGUACAUAACAGUAAAUUUAAUGUAAUGUUCAAUAUUAUCAGAUUUCUAUGUGCAUUAACAUAAGUUUAUUAUUACAUAUAAAUUUAAGUUUAAAAUAGAUAUCUAACGUAACGUAACAUGUUACGGAUAUUAAUAUUAAUAAUAAUAAUAGGACUUUAUUGCUUGAUAACAAAACAGCUAGAAUACAAUAGAAAAGUUACAGAGUAUGUACAAGCAAUAGGACAGGCUACAACAAAGAAUGUUGCUAUGAAGCCUUCCAGAAACACAUGAGAAAAAAGAGAGAAACGCAAGCAAUGUUAAUGCACUAAGCAUAAGAAGUUAAGGUAGAAUACAUUUAAAAAAUAAAAUAAAUAAAGUAAAAAUAAAAAAAAUAUAUUAUAUAAGCACUCGGAUAUUCUUUUGCGGAAAGCUUUAAUGCAUGCUAGUAAUAAUACAAUAAAAAUUGAUCCAGUAAACAUGUAACACAAAAAAAGAAAAA
Messenger RNA from Monomorium pharaonis (pharaoh ant), 2949 nucleotides. RefSeq names its product cytochrome P450 4C1-like. NCBI's taxonomy places the organism in Eukaryota, Metazoa, Arthropoda, Insecta, Hymenoptera, Formicidae. The record is from RefSeq and is a predicted model, not a curated record. The transcript has 11 exons. Bases 460 to 1851 code for a protein of 463 amino acids. Gene Ontology annotation, molecular function: oxidoreductase activity, acting on paired donors, with incorporation or reduction of molecular oxygen; iron ion binding; monooxygenase activity.